AUGCGCUCUGCAUUCUCGCUCCUCCGUGGCCUUCGUGCCACUCAACACUCUUUCCCUCGCACCGUCUCUCCCUCGACUUCACGAUCUCUCUCACACUUGACCUACCGCUCGACUCGUCCCUCCCUCGCCUCGUUCUCUUCUCCCCUGAACAUCCAGAACCGAGCACUCCUCCCAACAUCUACGACUACCAUCCGCCAAAACUCAAACUCCGCCCCCGCCAACAAACCCCUCACAGACCAGGAAUCCAGCGCGGCCCGCGACGCCGAGAAUGAAGAACAGAACCGCAAGCGCCGCGAAGAGGAACCCGCCUACCAGCUCGUCUUCACCUGCAAGCCGUGCGGCGAGCGCUCGGCGCAUCGUGUCUCUAAGCACGGGUAUCACCGCGGCACAGUCCUGAUUAAGUGCCCGACGUGCCAGAACCGCCAUGUCAUGAGCGACCAUUUGAAUAUCUUCUUUGACAAGAAGACCACGAUAGAGGAUAUCUUGGCCGAGAAGGGUGCAAAGGUCACGAAGGGGUAUGUGGAUGGAGAUAUGGAGUUCUGGGAUGAUGGUGUGGCGCAUAAGAGAUCUGGCUCUGGGGAGUCGUCUUCGUGA
This is a messenger RNA of Aspergillus affinis, 594 nucleotides long. RefSeq names its product DNL-type zinc finger protein. The record is from RefSeq and is a predicted model, not a curated record. The transcript has a single exon. Gene Ontology annotation, biological process: protein folding; protein import into mitochondrial matrix; protein stabilization. NCBI's taxonomy places the organism in Eukaryota, Fungi, Ascomycota, Eurotiomycetes, Eurotiales, Aspergillaceae. Gene Ontology annotation, cellular component: mitochondrion. Gene Ontology annotation, molecular function: protein-folding chaperone binding; zinc ion binding. The coding region runs from base 1 to 594 and encodes 197 amino acids.